Messenger RNA from Morone saxatilis (striped sea-bass), 2305 nucleotides. RefSeq names its product fasciculation and elongation protein zeta 2 (gene fez2). Gene Ontology annotation, cellular component: axon; cytoplasm. Lineage: Eukaryota; Metazoa; Chordata; Actinopteri; Moronidae. The record is from RefSeq and is a predicted model, not a curated record.
CAACUGAUUAAAUUAUUGUGUAUUUCAUUCUGUGUUCUUUUUUUAAUUGCUUUUGAAAAAUGAUACGGAUAUCCAAACUCGCAUCGAGUGUAAAAUGCUGUCCCCGUGCUUUCAUGAUCUACUGGUUUGGUGACUGUGGCACAUUGAUCCAGUCCCCUGCAGCCGCAGAGGGUCCGGUGCGGUGCAGCCAUACUGUCCGCCCCAGCCUCGCUCUCUGUGGGAAGUGAGCGGGCAUUCAGAGAGGAUGCUGAGGCCUGCCAGUCCCGCAACACAAGCACCCGCAACCCGGGACUACUAGGCUGGUCCGGGCUAUGGCUGCACCCAUCGCACAUUUCGAUGAAGACUGGCCGAUUGCGGGUGAUUUGAGCAUGGUGUCAGACCAGAGGCUGCUGGCGCACAAAGGCCGUGCAGCCUCCGCGGAUGGUGAGGAUGAUAUCCCCGAGCUGCACGACAGCAGCUUCUCCCCGGGGGAAACCGGUGCUUUCCAGUCCAUGGAGGACCUGGUGAACGAUUUUGAGGAGAAGUUGUCCUCCUGCUUUCACAAUUAUAACGCCAGGACGGAAAGUAUCGCUCCUGUGAGUGAGAUCACCGAGGACUGUCUGCUGGACAAAGACGAAAUCUGGAACACUCUGACCAAUAACUAUGGCCGUGUGAUGCCUGUGGACUGGAAACAGUCUCGAACAUGCUCCCUACACAUCCCCACAUUCAACCUGGAGGAGAAACCCGGGUGAGGAGCCUAAGUGUCGCAGAGCUGAAUGAACGUCUGGAGGAGACAGAGACAAACAUCAGGAGGUUCUCAGAGGAGCUGGUGCAGCAGCUGGCUCUCAGAGACGAGCUGGACUUUGAGAAGGAGGUGAAGAACAGCUUCAUCUCUGCGCUCAUCGACGUGCAGAACCGGCAGAAGGAGCACCGCGAGCUGCUGAAGAAGAAGAAGAAGCUUAAAAGUGGAGCCGGGACGUCGCAGGGUCACGUUGAAAAGACACUUGGAUCACGUUUUAGCAUGGAGGGACUCUCCUCAGUCAUUCAGAGCAGCUUCCGGCAAACAUUUGGGAGUGGGUGCAUUGAAAGACAGUAUUUGACCACAGUCAUCCCUUACGAGAAAAAAGGACAUCCUCCUUCGCUCGAGGACCUCCAGAUCCUGACUAAGAUUCUACAAGCUAUGAGAGACGACAGUGACAAGGUGCCCAGUCUCUUAACAGACUAUAUUCUCAAAGUGCUUUGCCCAACGUAGACCAAGGAUGGUGCCUAACACUCUGCAGAGGCUUCAGAUAGUUUACCAUGGCAACAAGAUGAAGAGGACCCAUUGUGUUUUUUUUUCAGACAUGAAGCACACUUAAUUUAUUCCUGCAUGUUUUUUUCCUCAAGAUGUGUCUUUUUUGUGUUCUAUUCUUCAUUUAGUUGUAUUUAUUUUGUGUUGUGAUUUUGCAAAAAAUGUGUGUUCGUGUGAAAUUUGACUUACUUUUCUUGUUUUUAAUUUUCUUGCACUGUGAAAGAGUAGUCUAAAAACACUAAAUUAUAUGAGAAAUAUACCCAGAUAGACAUACCAGCAUAGGAGCUGCACUGUUUGGAAACUGAGCUUCGCUUGUUGGUUGUAAGUAAGAGCAGAGCUACGAUGCAAAGGGCCUUUUAUUUAUGUGAAGUGCUUAACUAUUCACUGAGCAAUGAGCAAAUGCACAAAGCCCAUUGAACACAGAGUUUUAACACAUAAAGAGAGUUUGUGAAGCAUCAAAACUGUAAACAGAAGAGUAAAAUAAGAUUUAAAAAAAUUAGUAUUACAGCAGGACACGAGAAAGAUUGGAGGUGUAAGAUAAAGAAACAAAUAAAUGAGUUAGUUACCUUGUGCAUAAACCAUCAUAUAAUUCAACACAGCUUUCCAUGUAGCAGCAGAAAACCUGUGCUAUCUGUGUUCAUCUCAGCAGAACAAUAAAUACAUCAUUAUUAUUACACUAUGGAAGAGAAAGAGUUGAUGGUCAUGGUGAUGAAGUCUGGACUGAAAUUAACUAAUUAACUAUGCAUUUGAGUGAAUACUGAAUUGUGACCCAUGCACUGUCUGUACCUUUGUGACGCUGACUGGAACUCUGAAUCAGAGACUGCAGCGUCGACGUGCCUGCUGUGCACACCAUGAAUGGGCAUUAUUAAUCUGUAUGUAUUCUUGUAUAUGAACAAGCUGCCUUUGCCUUUGCCUGAACUUUUGUACAUUAUAAAUGACUUAUUUUCAUUGAAUGUCAAAUUGCUGGACUACUUACAGAACCUGCUUCAUUGUUAAUUUAUUUUGUAAAUAUUUUAUUUCAAAUAUAUUGAUAAA